Arctia plantaginis is the source of this 843-nucleotide messenger RNA. NCBI's taxonomy places the organism in Eukaryota, Metazoa, Arthropoda, Insecta, Lepidoptera, Erebidae. The record is from the annotation of a GenBank genome assembly.
AUGGCUUCUUCAGCUAAGUUUGUCGCUUUUGCAGCCCUCUUGCUGCUUCUAAACAGUAUUGAUUGCUACAGUCCAAAACGACAACCAAGAGUAACUACUACAGAUAGCGUUUAUAUUGAUAACUUUCCCGAAGUCGAAUAUCCCGGUAGCAUCACGGAUACAAUAAAACCUUUUUAUUUAAAUGCCAACCCGUUUUCCAGUGACGUUCAGUCUUCAUUUAAAUCCCUUACCUCUGGAGGGACCACUAAAUCAAGGCCCACUAUAAUUCUUAAUAUUAAUGCAAGCGACAAUUCUAAAGAUAAAACUAAACAUAAACUUGUAACUCCAGAGAAAGCGAUCCCAACUCAAGAAAAUAAUAUUUCGGAAACGGAUAUUAAUUUAAAUGAUGAAAAAACUAGCAAUAAACCGUCAAUAGUACUAUUCGAAGACGAUUUUGGCUGUCAAGAGACGAAUAAAGAAGUUACAAGCCGAGCAGAAGAAGAAGAGUCAAGUAUUGAUUCAGAAAUGGCAUACGUUUUAGGGUUCAUCGACAAUUUAGAUGAUUUCAUAACAACACGUGAAGUCGAGACAGAGUUUAUUGAUUUUACCAAUUCUAGUAUGCAAAUAUUUGACGAUGAACACUCAAAUGAAAUUGCAACAAUAACUUCGGAUGUACCAUUGGUAAACAGUUUUGUUGCUGAAUCGAAUGAAUCAUCACAUACAGAAACAAAUGUAUUUGACGAAUUAGCAGACAAUUCAACAGUUGCUAGUUGGUUAGUAAACGGCGGUUUAACAGAUUCAAGUGAUUAUAACGAUACUGAUUUGUUAAUUGGGAAGAUAUCUAACGACACUGACAUGUUGUAA